Styela clava is the source of this 2724-nucleotide messenger RNA. NCBI's taxonomy places the organism in Eukaryota, Metazoa, Chordata, Ascidiacea, Stolidobranchia, Styelidae. The record is from RefSeq and is a predicted model, not a curated record.
AUGUAUCAUCAAGUUUUGGUUGCACCGGAAGACAGAGAUUCUCUGCGGUUCCUUUGGUGGCAAGAUGGAGAUUACAAUCAACCAGUUGCAGAUUAUCGUUGGAAUGUUCACAUUUUUGGUGGCUCUUGGGCUCCUAGUGAAACUUUAAGUGCAAUUAAUGAAAAUUUUUACGUCGAUGAUUUGCUUCGGUCAGAGCCAACCGUGGAAGAUGCAGUUCAUCGUAUAAAGGAUUUGUCCUCUCUUCUUGAUGAUUCGGGAUUUCAUCUUACUAAGUUUUUGAGUUCUCAACCUGAAGUUUUGGAAACUAUCUCUGAAGCAGAUAGAUCACCUACUACAAUAAGUUUUAAUUUUGAAGAAAAUAUGUCACAGGAGGCAUUGGGUUUACUGUGGGAUGUAUCUACUGAUGCAUUUCGUUUCGAAGUUAAUAUUGAGCAAAAACCAUAUACAAGACGUGGAUUGUUAGCGAUGCAAGCACAGAUUUUCGAUCCUCUUGGUAUUUUGGGUCCCUUUCUAUUACCUAUGAAGAGAUUACUGCAACAAUUAUGUGCAGAGAAUUUUACCAGGGAUCAACAGUUACCUGAUAAAGCUAUUGAUUUAUGGAAAAAGUGGAUGGUUCAACUUCCUGAAUUUAGAAGAAUUUCUGUGCCAAGAUGGUUCAAAGGCUCCAAAUAUGGUGAUUGUACAAUGCAGUUGCAUACUUUUUGUGACGCCUCUGAAGUUGGUCUGGGAGUUGUGAGUUAUGUUCGAGUUGAAAGCAAGGAUGGCAAUAUACAUUGUGAGUUUAUUGCUGGGAAAUCGCGAGUUGCACCACUGAAAUCAAUUUCAAUUCCUAGACUUGAGUUGCCUGCUGCUGUCAUUGCUGUGAAACUAAGUGAAAUAAUUCAGAAAGAGUCAAAAUAUAAAUUUGAUGAAGUCACAUUUUGGUCUGAUAGUACAUCAGUGCUGCAAUACAUCAAUAAUGUCAAAACAAGAUUUAAAGUAUUUGUAGGAAAUAGACUUUCUGUAAUACAUGAGCAUUCUACACCAAAGCAAUGGAGAUAUGUUGGCACUAAAGAAAAUCCAGCGGACUUGGCAUCAAGAGGAGUCAUGCCUGGGAAGUUAAGCAAGUGUGAUUUGUGGUUCCAGGGUCCUGAAUUUUUGAGAAAGAGUGAAGAUUAUUGGCCAGAAAGACCAAAAGUUCUGCCAAUGAGUGAAGAUAAUUGUGAAAUCAAGAAAACACACCAGAUGUUUGCUAUAACACAGGAAACGAUUGAGAAAACACCAGUCUUUUUCACGUUAUUGAAGAGAUAUUCAUCUUGGAGAAAAUUACAGAAGUCAGUUGCAUGGUUGGCACGUUUCAAGAAAUGUAUAUUAUUGAAAUUUGGUCAUGCUGAUAAACCUGAAUUUUGUAAAGAAGGUUUAACUGUGGAUGAAAUAAAUGCUGCGACUCAUGACAUAUUACAUCUUGUGCAGAUGGAAAUGUUUUCAGAAGAUGUGUUCAAGUUAGACAAGAAUUCACCAUUGCGAGCUCUAACACCUUGUUUGAUUGAUGGCUUAAAAUGUGUUGGAGGUAGACUACAGCGAUCUACUUCACCUGAUGAAAGCAAGCAUCAAGUCAUCUUGCUAUACAAUCAUCAUGUGACUGAUCUCAUUAUCAAUCAUUAUCAUUUACUGGAGGGACACAGUGGAACACUGCAUGUCUUAUCUGUUAUUAGACAGCGGUUCUGGAUCAUCAAAGGUCAUUCAGCGGUCAAACGUGUUCUUCGUCAAUGUUUGAAAUGCAAGAAGAGGCGAGCUAAACCAGGUUCGCAAAUCAUGGCACCACUGCCUGAAUUGAGAGUUAAACCAGGAAACCCACCAUUUAGUGUGACCGGUGUGGAUCUUAUGGGAUAUUUUCUCAUCAAAUCUGGUCGAAGUGAUGUAAAGCGAUGGGCUGUGAUAUUUUCAUGCAUGGCAAGUCGAGCAAUUCAUAUUGAGGUCGUGAACAGUUUUAAUACCUCUGACUUUAUCAACGCACUGGAAAGAUUUGUAGCAAGAAGAGGUCCUGUAUUGGAGUUGAUUUCUGACAACGGGUCAAAUUUUACUUCUGCGAAUAACGAGUUAAAGGAAGGACUGAAACGUUGGAAUCAGUCUGUGCAUGAAACCAUUAGUCAAAAGGGAAUCAAGUGGAAAUUUAACCCUCCUGCUGCGAGUCACUGGGGUGGGUGUUGGGAGAGAAUGAUUCGGUCAGUGAGAAAAAUUCUGACUGCACUUGCAGGGGGCCGACAACUGGAUGAUGCUAUGUUUUACACAUUUCUCACUAAAGUGGAAAGAAUUCUGAACAAUCGACCGAUUACACCUGUUGGAGACGAUUGCAAAGAUCUUUGUGCAUUAACACCAGCUAUGCUAUUAACUGGUCGCAUCGAUCCUGAUUAUCCAUCGGAUGUUUUUGUUAAAGCAGAUGGAUAUCGAAAGUCUUGGAAAUUGGUGCAGUUACUGGCAAAUCAUUUUUGGUCAAGGUGGACAAAAGAAUAUCUGCAAAUUCUUCAAUCAAAGCAAAAGUGGCAUCAACCAGCAAAGAACUUUUCUGUUGGAGACUUGGUUCUGGUAGUUUAUGAAGAUACACCGAGAGGUUCGUGGCCAAUGGAAAUCAUCGUGGAAACGUAUCCAGAUCAAUUUGGUAUGGUUCGACGUGUUCAAGUCAGGACUGCAAAGUCUUCAUAUGUUCGUGAUAUUCGCAAAUUGUGUCAUCUUGAAGCUGUGUAA